Messenger RNA from Clonostachys solani, 2121 nucleotides. Lineage: Eukaryota; Fungi; Ascomycota; Sordariomycetes; Hypocreales; Bionectriaceae. The record is from the annotation of a GenBank genome assembly.
AUGCCAUACGGCAACUUUGACUCCUUGGCGUCACAAGAACUACCCCGCUCUCAUAGGAUUGUGCUCGUUUUGGGCCCUCUUGGUGAGCUCCUUUCGCGCCGGCAGGAGUGCUCGUUUUGCGGCCUUGUUGUCUCGGCUAUAUCUCAGGCUUGGAAGCAGCAUUCGCCGACACCCGUCAUUCAAGGCACGCCGGUGAAAUGCACAAUGUACAAUCGCGUGGUGGGUGUAGUGAGAGAUGAUGAGUCGGGGAUUGAGUACCAUGAGAACUUCGAGCGCAACAAAUAUCAGUACAGCAACUGUCGAAUUGUCAUCGAGUGCAAGCCAUCACCACCUGGCUGUCCUUCCCAGGUUGAAAUACAAGCGGUGGAUACGGGCGCUGCCAUUAAAGGUCUCUUCGAUGAUGCUGGUCUGUUCACGAAGAGGCCACAAGAGUGCAUGGACAAGGUUAAUUUUGCGCUUCUCAAGACGUGGCUUUCGCACUGCGAGACUUCCCAUGCUGCACGCUGCUCUCCGGAUGCCAUUCCACAUGCGAACCCCGAUAAAUAUUUGAAGUACUUUCGGUGCAUUGAUGUUACAAAAAAGAAAGUCGUUGAUUCGGCAGACGAUCGAUAUGUCGCUCUCUCCUACGUCUGGGGUACAGCUCCCUUUCUUCGACUUCUCCAGAGUAACCGAUCCGAAUUGUAUAAGGAUGGUGCACUUGAUGCGAGAAACAAUGACGUGCCAAAGACUGUGCAAGAUGCCAUGCGUGUGGCUGGCCAACUUGGGCUGCGAUAUCUUUGGGUCGAUGCUCUCUGCAUCGUGCAGGACGACCUAAAUGAGAAAGCAGAAGUCAUCGGUGCCAUGGAUCUUAUUUACAGUCGUGCCACACUCACCAUCGUCGCAGCCUCCGGUUCCAAUGCUAACUCGGGCCUGCCAGGUCUCGACUCAGGUAGUCGAGAUCUCGGACCGUAUCACUUCAAAAAUCGCUUUCCUGAAUCCGUGUAUGAAUUCUCCGUUGCGAGAUCGAGGCCAUCGGAUUUACUUGGAUCAUCAACUUGGAGCACACGCGGAUGGACAUAUCAAGAGAGACUCUGCUCUCAUCGACUGCUCAUCUUUACGGAGCAGCAGGUCCUGUAUUUGUGUGGCGUAUCUUCCUGGUGUGAGGAUACUGUACUAGAGACAAAUGAUCCGCGCGUCAACUAUGAAGAGCAGCCAUUGUACGGCCUUAACCUACCAAAUGACGAGACACUGUCGUUCAUGCGUGAGGUAGAGAAAGCUCAGAGCGUCACACCAUUUCAAGAAUACGUCAAGAUGGUGAAUGAAUACUCGAAGCGGGACCUGACUUAUCCUGGAGACAUCAUAGACGCGUUUGCAGGAGGCUUGGCGAGGUUCCAGAGGAAUUGCGAAGCCAAGAACAUCCAGCUAAACUUUAUAUUCGGCCUCCCAACGACAUGGUUUGAGCUUUCUUUGCUCUGGCGGCAUGUUGAUGGGUCUCACGCCGAACGUCGAAGCCAGAAGUGGCGGCAUCCAUCUGGUGUCGAGAUUGCAUUCCCUUCAUGGUCGUGGAUGGGCUGGAUUGGUGGUGUUGAUAUACGCGCAAUUGAACAGGUGUUACGUGUCGAGAUUGAUUGGCACUAUAUUGAGCCUGGAACAGGAGCGCUUUUGCGAGUGGCCAGUACCCCAAGCACUCAGCCGCCGCCCUUCUGGGUUCAGACUUCAGAUGCUCCCCGAGUACUUGGAGAAAAGUGGAAGCCUAAGGGAGCUCACUCUGCCAUUGAACCAGCAGACCUCGAUCCUUAUCGCUCAGUGGAUCUGGCUGGAAAGCUGGCAUGCUAUACCAGUAGUUGUUUCUUGCCUCUUGCAAAGCACAAGUACCGCCGUGAGUUUCAUGUCGGGAAAGAGUCUCAUGUGCUAGAUUUGGAUCCUGAAUGGGCGGAGCAGCGAGUCGGAGAAUCUUUUGAGUUUAUUGUUUUCGGGAGGCAUAUGGGAAAUGACUGGGAGGAUCCCGGUAAGAGGGAUACGCUCUACGUUAUGCUCAUUGAACGACGAGACUUGGUUGCGUAUCGGAUCGGAGUUGGGCAAGUAGCAGAGUCCGAGUGGGUUGAUGCGAAUCCGACAUGGCAACUCGUAGUUUUAGGUUAG